GAAAGUGUCAGGACUUUUUCAGAGUGAGAGGGUGAGAACGGUGAGAAUGUACAGCAAAUCUGGCUAAUUUGUUGCAGACGUUUCUGUUUUUCAGGCAAUUUGCUUCUCUCAACAUGUUUACUCUGCUAUCAUCCCGUCUUGUAAGGGGAGCCAAGGCACUGAAAUAAACAGACCUAUGUAAUCAAUUUGAAUCAUUCAGCACAAGCUGUGCUAUGUGAUUGUUGUCGCAAUACACACAUAUAGAUUAUGUAGGUCUGGAGGAAACAGUUCUACAACUGAUUCAACGCUAAUAUUAUAACUAAUACCCAGGCUGAUUUCUGGUUCAAAGCCAUCACUGGUGACUCUCAGUGUAAAUGGAAUUGAUGGUCUUUCUGUACAACUCUCUGGUGAACGAAACUCAACAGUGAUGCAACUGUUGAAACCAGUGUUUUCCUUUUGUAUCCUCCCUCUAUAUUGGCUUUGGAACUGACGAGAAGCUCUAUCUCUGCACUCUCUGUUUUUUAUUUUCCUCGGCAGAGUGUUUCUGUGUGGUGAUGUGUGACAAGUCAUUCCAAGUUCAGCACAGAGGGAUAGGCUUUGGCCAAAUCCAUUUGGAGCAGGGAGCAGUUGAUGGGCUAUUAGCCUAGCGUAUGCUUGUUAGUCAUCCACUUCUAAUGGCCAUAGAGACACAGCUCUGGGUUGCAAGAGCAGAGGCUGAAUCACACGAAGAGACAGAAAUGCACGAGAAAAUGUCCUUUUGCAGUUGGACCCCUAAGGCUACAGUUUAUUCAAGGUGGGGAUUCUACUCUGCGCUUGGACAGCGUGCAUGCAUGUCUCUCUUUUAGUUAUUUAAGGUCAACCUUUGACUUCAAUUAAUGAGCCUAUGUACCCCCAGGACUCUCAUCUAUCAGCCAUCUCUAUCUAUUAGAGAUGCAAAAACACAAAAGUUUCCAUCAUCCUCAUAUACUGCAUUCUCCCUGAUUCUCUCUCCAUCUCCAACCCUAUCUCUUACACUGGGGCUGUUCUCUUACACUAGGGCUGUUCUCGGGGCUGUUUUCUUACUCUGGGGCUGUUCUCUUACACUGGGUCUGUUCUCACUGGGUCUGUUCUCACUGGGGCUGUUCUCUUACACUAGGGCUGUUUUCUUACACUAGGGCUGUUUUCUUACUCUGGGGCUGUUCUCUUACACUGGGGCUGUUCUCUUACUCUGGGGCUGUUGUCUUACACUAGGGCUGUUCUCUUACUCUGGGGCUGUUCUCUUACACUAUGGCUGUUCUCUUACUCUGGGGCUGUUCGAUGGCAUGGUGUGAAGUCAGGGUAUUAUGUAUACUGAAACUUGGCUCUCGACAGAGACCAUUUUUUCAAUGCUGAGUUACGGCGUGCAAUUAUCAGACAGGGAAACCUGUCAAGUGUGGAGCGGGCAAGGUCAUUCCGUUGCCACGGCGACGGGACUCGGCGCGCGCAACAAAGUACAGGAGGUUCUAAUUCCUGAUCUGUUGACGUGAAAAAUGACUCACAGCGGACAACGGAUGCACCGCUCCGUUCAGCUCCGCUGCCUGGCUGAGCCUUUGCGUCUCAGGGAUCAGUUACACCCCAGCAGCCUGCUAACUCAGACGAGCAUCUGCGAAAAAGUUUCCCAGUCCAACAGCAGCCUAAAGAAGCAUCGGAGCCGGAGCAUCUUCAGCCCCUUCUUCUGCUGCUUCCGCAACUAUAAUGUGGAAGCACCCGCCCCCAACAGCAAGCCCUGCGCCCUGCCCCCACCGGCCGAGGAGAACGGCAGCCCCCCCAAGUGUGACCAGGUCCAGGUUAUCCCCAUCCCUAGUUCUCCAGCCAAAUAUCUCCUCCCUGAGGUCAGCAUCAAUGACUAUGGCAAAAAUUGUGUGGUGAUCGAUCUUGACGAGACCUUGGUGCACAGCUCUUUCAAGCCUAUCAGCAAUGCCGAUUUCAUUGUUCCGGUGGAGAUCGACGGAACCGUUCAUCAGGUGUACGUCCUUAAGAGGCCUCACGUGGACGAGUUUCUGCAGAAGAUGGGCGAGCUGUUUGAAUGUGUCCUUUUCACAGCAAGCUUAGCCAAGUAUGCAGACCCCGUGGCGGACCUACUAGACCAGUGGGGGGUGUUCCGGGCGCGGCUCUUCAGGGAAUCCUGCGUGUUCCACCGAGGGAACUACGUCAAAGACCUCAGCCGACUGGGCAGGGAGCUCAGCAAAGUCAUCAUCGUGGACAAUUCCCCCGCCUCCUACAUCUUCCACCCAGAGAACGCUGUCCCGGUGCAGUCAUGGUUCGACGACAUGACAGACACUGAGUUACUGGACCUCAUCCCCGUCUUUGAGGGCCUCAGCCGAGAGGCAGACAUUUACACCGUACUACAGAACCUCCGGGCCAGGUAGCACCAUCUCUGCCCACACCACCCCCUCCUCGGUCCGACCUCUUGACCGCUCUCCUCCGGCUCAGAGCUCUCCCUGAAGACAGGUCCGCUGGGCUGCAGCUCUGGCUAAGACUCGGUGUGUUCAGGCCUGCCUGAAGAGGGCGCCACUCUUACCCACAGAGCACGACAGCAGAGGCGGUGGCAUACUCACAUGGCCACACCCUUAAGGGGCGGAGUCUAAAACAUCCUGCCGUCUGUGAUCUUGGGACGCCAGUGAGACUGUUGGCAUGGAGACCUGUACAUACUAUAUGUUUCUAAUUUUGACCUCCAGAUGGGGAAAAAAGAACGAAAAACAGAACAACCUAAUUUUUUUACCAGAGGGAGACAAGAGUUAAGUAUCCUCUUAAGUCCUAUAUAUUUACCAAAAAAUAAAUAAAAGUGAACAAAAAAUCAUAUAAAUAAACAAAAGCAAAUUGCUAUUUUCAGAGAGGUCUUGGAGACGUCAUCUCGUUUCGUCCUCGCUAUGCAGUCAGUCUCUCUCUCUCUCUCUCUCUCUCUCUCUCUCUCUCUCUCUCUCUCUCUCUCUCGAUCACCAGUAGUUCCAACAACUGUGAUUAUAUUCUCUUAACCCAACCAAGUGCCUUCUGACUGAUCUUUAUAUGAGGAUGAUAAAAAAAUGUUAUGCUGCAUAUUUACAGACAAACUCGAACCUUUAAAAAAACAAAAAUACACGAAAGAAGGGAUGAAAAUGUCUUUUGUUUGAAAUCCUAUUUAUGAAGAGGACUUACAAAGUUCGAUGCCACAAGUAUCUAAAGAAUAUUUACUGAUCGAUGGCUUACGUUGACUCUAAGAUUUGUUCUCAAAUUUUGACAAAAUAUAUUGUCUUAUGAUCAUUAUUAUAUGGUGUUUGCAUUCAUGGGCUAAUUGCAAUAUGACUUAUUAUGAGAUGAUAUGAUAUACAGUAUAAUGCGAAAAACAGCUGUAUUUGUUAAUCAACAGCAAGCCAAUACAAUUGCAAUUUGAUAUGAUUUCAUCAUGAAGAAAAUGAACACUGCAGACGAUGCAGUUUCUGAAUUAUAUCCUGCAUACUGUAUGUUUAAAUGAAUCUAUUUUGACCAAACUGUAAAACAUAUAUCAAUAUAUCCUAAAAGUGUAAUUGAAAACAAAUUGCAAGUAUGUCAGAACUUAACAGAAUAGUACAUACAGUUCUUGAAUCAUGUUCCAGUGAUAAGUGGCAUUAUUAAAAUAAGUUGGUUCUCUGC
Alosa alosa (allis shad) is the source of this 3606-nucleotide messenger RNA. RefSeq names its product CTD (carboxy-terminal domain, RNA polymerase II, polypeptide A) small phosphatase-like a (gene ctdspla). The transcript is spliced from 8 exons. Lineage: Eukaryota; Metazoa; Chordata; Actinopteri; Clupeiformes; Clupeidae. Gene Ontology annotation, molecular function: RNA polymerase II CTD heptapeptide repeat phosphatase activity. Bases 1488 to 2366 code for a protein of 292 amino acids. The record is from RefSeq and is a predicted model, not a curated record.